Marmota flaviventris (yellow-bellied marmot) is the source of this 1301-nucleotide messenger RNA. RefSeq names its product kelch domain containing 9 (gene Klhdc9). The record is from RefSeq and is a predicted model, not a curated record. NCBI's taxonomy places the organism in Eukaryota, Metazoa, Chordata, Mammalia, Rodentia, Sciuridae. Gene Ontology annotation, molecular function: cyclin binding.
GGCACCGACUUGAGGUGGGGGACCUGGGCCGGUGUCCUAGAGGGAAGGUUCCCAGGGAGGCUCACGGAAGGAAAAGUGCCUGGCCUCGCAUGUAAGGGUGCGGUACGGGACGCAGACCCCGCUGCUUUCUCGGCACCCAUGGCGGUGGCGAUGCCCCCGAGUCGGGUGGAGGUCUCAGGCUGGAGCUGGAGGCCGGUGGCUCGAGACGCACUCCUGGCUCGGGCCUUCCAUUCGUGCACCGAACUGCGGGGACGGUUCUAUCUGGUGGGGGGUCUUCUAACAGGUGGAGCGAGAAAGCCCAGCAGUGAUACGGUGGUCUUCGACCCGACUGGGGGCCAGGCUGUACGGCUGGAAGCCAGGGACAGCCCCCUGCUCAGUCACCACGACGCGGCAAACGUGGGCGGGCGUUGGCUCUGCGUGGUGGGCGGCUGGGACGGGUCGCGACGCCUGGCCACAGUGAAGGUGCUGGACACAGAGCAUGGAGUGUGGGAAGCGUGGACGGCGACCCCUGACAACUGCCCUCCUGCUGGCCUCAGUAGUCACACCUGCACUCGCCUUUCCGAUCGGGAGUUGAGGGUGGCUGGCCGAGAGGGUGGUACCCGCACUCAGCGACGAUAUGGAAGCAUCUACACCUUAACUCUGGACCCGAGUGCCCGCACCUAUUGCUACAAAGAAGACUACCACACAGUCUCCCGCUCAGGUCACUGUGCCGCCCUGCUCCAAACUCCUGGGCCCCACCCUGGUCAUCAGUUAUUGCUCUUUGGGGGUUGCAACUCCGCUGAACCAGAAAUAGCUGGGCAAUGGAGUCAAGGGAAGAUUAAGGAGGAACCUCCUAUUGCCCCACGUUUGAUGGAACAGCUUGCAAGGCUUGUGAGCAAGGGGCAGGGGUCCCGGCAAGGACCCCGGGGACUGCGUCAUCACUCAUGUUCUGUGGUGGGGCCUUUUGCUGUGCUGUUUGGUGGAGAAAGUCUGACCAGAGCUAGAGACACCAUCUGCAAUGACCUCUACAUCUAUGAUACCCGCAAAUCUCCUCUGUGGUUCCACUUCCCCUGUGCAGACCGUGGGCUGAAACGUGUGGGCCAUCGAACCUGUCUUUGGAAUGAUCAGCUUUACCUGGUUGGGGGUUUUGGUGAGGAUGGCAGGACAGCUAACCCACAGGUUUGCAUCCUGGACCUCUUUAUUUAAAAAAUAGUGUCAAACACACUGCCAAGACUCUGUUUGGUUGCAAACCCAUAAAGCAUUAUCACUACUGCUAUCUGCCUCAUUUCAAGUGCUUAUUAAAUUUCAAUUGAGAAUCGACA